AUGUUGGGAGCUAUCCGCUCUUUGUCUGGUCCGUUACCCUUGACGGCCUUCAAAUUGCUGUAUGUCUCCCACGCUCGCCCCCGAUUGGAAUAUGGUGAUCUGGCGGUCUUUCCUUGUACGGUUUCUGAAGGUUGCCCAACUGGAAAGAGUUCAAAGGGCUGCUACACGCCUCGUCGAAGGACUACGUGGGAUCAACUACGAGGAACGACUGAUUGCAACGGGACGGUUCCCCAUGUCAUACAGACGACUGAGAGGCGACCUGAUUUACACCAGACGCAUCAUCCGGGGCGACUUUGGCCCAGAGUUGCAGUUAGAAUUCCCCAUGAGGAACAACAACCGCAUCAGAAGGCAAGCAAUGACGUUUCACAAGAUGCGGUCGAACGGUUUGCCGCUGAUCAAUCGUCUGUCGAGGAGGCAUUGAACAUCGGUGACCGGGAAGAAUCGUAUCCGGAUCCAGCUACUGCAGAUUAUCUGGGUCAAAGGAACGCUUGGCAGCUGAAGCAUCGCGAGAACACGGAGCUCGGGGUGCAAGAACCUGGAUACAUAUUGGCUCGAGCCACAAGUCCUGUGACCUGA
Messenger RNA from Echinostoma caproni, 576 nucleotides. The record is from the annotation of a GenBank genome assembly. Lineage: Eukaryota; Metazoa; Platyhelminthes; Trematoda; Plagiorchiida; Echinostomatidae.